This is a messenger RNA of Anopheles stephensi (Asian malaria mosquito), 1213 nucleotides long. RefSeq names its product protein immune deficiency (gene imd). Gene Ontology annotation, biological process: signal transduction. The transcript has 2 exons. NCBI's taxonomy places the organism in Eukaryota, Metazoa, Arthropoda, Insecta, Diptera, Culicidae. The record is from RefSeq and is a predicted model, not a curated record. Gene Ontology annotation, molecular function: protein binding. Bases 131 to 937 code for a protein of 268 amino acids.
GACUGUGAGUCAUUGUUCCAACUGACAGCUCGAUGCAAAAGGUUGUUUUGGUUUCCUGGUCGCAACAAUAGCACAGCACAGCGGAAAAUCAUCGCUUUCGUUCGUUUAUUUACGUGUUUUCGUAAAAGAAAUGGUGAAAAUUUCAAACAUAAUAGGAACACUCUUCCACAAAAAUGCGCCAUCCAAGCUUGAAACGGAUGCGGCUCCGCUGCCACCUCGUCGAAAAGCAGAUACGCAGGAAGAAGGGCCACCAACGGCAGCACCACCACCAGGGAAUUUCCCAAAUCCAGACGUAGCGUUAGUGCCGGCGCUACAAAACUUGGCCCUCGUGCCUAAUGGGUCGCCGAAUUCGUUGGAGCUAAGCUCGGGCGAGAAUCACACUCCACCGGCGACGGUAGUGAACAAUGUGCAGCACAACACACUCUCAGUCCCGCAAACAUCCAUUUCCAACACGACCGGAAUGCAGGUGUAUCAGAUAAGGAACGCGACCAAUCUACACAUCGGCAACAACUACACGUACAAUACUGCCGUGGUGGAAAAUGGUGCUUCAACGAGUGGCUCUGCGGCAGGUACUUCGUCCGGUGUGAAAUGGGCCAACUUGCGGCUGUCGAAUACUAUAUCACAAAUGAUGCAAAGCCCGGACGAGGUGGACACGGAAAUGAUCGACACGGUGGCCCGUCACUUGGGUUACGAGUGGAAAAGUUUCGCGCGCAAGCUAGAAUACUCCGAGGGACAGAUCGAUGCCUUUGAGGCUGACAACAGUACAUUGGCUGAGCAAAUCUAUAGUUUUGUGUUGGAUUGGACACGGAACGAUGAUGAACCAACGCUCGGUCGGCUUGUUACGCUGCUGUGGGACAACAAGCACAAGGAAACAGUAUACUACAUCAAACAGGUGUGGAAAAGACGCAAACAGGAGAGCCGUGCUAAUCGGAGUUAGCAGUAUUUCGAACACGCUACAGGAGAAGCUUACAUCCCAUAUAGAUGUACCAUAUGAGAUUUGUAUCUCAUCAGUAGAUAUUGUGAUAUCGAACGUUAAAAAUGCUCGAAAGCGGAAGAACGCAGCGAAAGUGCCUUUUACAAACGUUACAAUUGAAUUGAAUUGAAUAUCCCAACUUAUGAUAAACAGUACAAUACGUAGGCGCGUAAGGAAAGUGAAACAUUUUAUGAACCAGUGGUGUAAAUGAGUAAGUAAUAAACUAACGUUAAAAUUUAA